AGGACGACCUAUUCGAUGGGUGUUUCUGUCAUAAUUUGUUGUUUAUGUUGUGCUGGUUAGAUAAGACAAUAUGAGUCUCACGUGGUUAGUUUUCUACCUUUGUAUCAUUGCAGUGUUUCUUCUGAUCCUGUCAAAAAUAUGUGCAAGUAUACUCUCCAAGGUGCUGAGUCAGCUCCUCAAGAAAGACCUGAGCAUCAACUACAUCGGGUUCUUCUCGCUUAAGAAUGUCUCCGUCCAGCUGCAAAACAGUAGUGUGGAUUUUGAUGAUAUAUGGAUUUCAUGGCGUCUGUUCAAUCCCAAUCAGAGGUAUCGAAUGGUUCUCCAUCUUGGUGAUGUCAGAGUGCGUGCUGAAACUCCCAGUGAAACGGAACAGUCUUCCCAACAUGCUAAAGCCAGCAAGAAGCCAGGCAAAAAAGGUUCCUCCUUCCUGGGAUCUACCUAUGUCAUAUCAGCCAUCCGCUUCAUUUCACAGAUGAUGUGUCUGAACAUUGAAGCAGUUAACAUCAUGUUGUUGAAUGCCAUGGGCACUGAUUCCCUGCUUCAUGCCACCAUCAAGAAUGUAUGCCUAGCUGCUACAGCACUCACAGAGCAAGUUGUCUCAACGGAUCUAGAGGUCAAUCAGAUAACUUUCAGGAUGCUUCGCAGUGCCAAACAGGAUGCAGGUGAACAGCCUCAUAUUGCUCAUGCCUCAACCAGCUUGAAGAUCUCCAUGCAGCUAGACUUAAUUAUGAAGACACUUGUUGGCAUUUCAAUAAAUGUUGGCAAUCCACGAGUAUCUUUACAUGAUGGUUUCAUGACGCAAAUUCUUCCAACUUUACCAAAGAAGAGAGUAGUUGGAGAAGUCACAGAUCCCUCAGCAGCCCAGCAAGAGAAACCCACCAAUGACAAGAUAAGAAAUAUCGUACAGAAAUUACCCAGGGAUGCCAAAUUACAGAUUGACGACAUUGACUGCCAAGUGACGCUUCAAACUGAGCAAAGAUGUCUGAGUUUAAAAACCAAGCAGUUAUUAGUGACUGCUGAUAUCAACUGUGAUAAACUGAUAGCCUGCACCAAAGCAAAGGAUGUUCUCUUGCCAGCCAUCUCAUGCUUGAUGAAGCUUACAGAUGUACAAGUGAACAACUUACAGUCAGACAAGUUACUUUCAUUGACAGACAUAUCCGUAUCUUUACAGCUACGUGAGGCAGGGAUAUACUCGGACAUAGCGUUGAGACAUUGUCACAUCCUACAUCAUGAUGAGGAGAUCAUGUUCUGGGCAAGGACAUUUCAAGAACAUGUCAAACUAAGGAGAGCUCGGCAGAAUGCAUCUCUUGCUAAUAGACCAGCUGUUACACUGCACCAUGAACCUGCGCAAGCAGUACCAAGUAAAAGUUUCUUCCAACAAUUCUGCCUGCCCUUUGACCUGACCCUUGACCUGACUGAUUUGUCAGGUCACAUGACUUGGCCAAAUGUUCCAGAAUGUGCGGUUACCAUAGUUACGUUGAAGACAGCUGCAAGAUUUACGACAGAUGCAGGCUCAUCCACCCAAAAACCAUUGAGAUAUAUCAGGGCAAGCCUUCAAGGUGAUCAGAUCUUUUGUCAAGUUGGAGACGCCGUACGGAGGUCUAAUGGUGUCACCAACCCCUCCAGACACACAUGGGGGACACCCUUAGCCAUCGACAGCAUCAGGAUGAAGGUGAAUCUUACACCAUUCACCAUGGACAUGAAAACCCAAGUGAAUUCUCUUCAAGUUGAAUCCUGUCUGGAUCUCCACUCGGUCAUCGAGCACAUCCUCAGUGUGACCUCGGAACAGGAUGUUCGAGGACAAAGGUCGGAGAGGAAGAGGGUAACCGUCCAAGCUGGCAAGCCUCGGGCGAAGAGGGCGUACAAAGUUGAUGUGGUGCUGACUGACUUCAAUGCGUUUGUUUGUAGCAAUUUAAAAGAGCGUAUUAUGCUGCGAGUGGAUAGCGUCAACGUUGACACAGAUACUGAGGCUGACUCUACAGUGGCCAUCAAAGGAACCAAACUGCUCGGAGUAACAAAAGACAGCAAGGUCUUUGACUGUGUUGGGUACAAACUUCUACCAGAAGCCACCAUUGAUGUUACACUUAUCAAUCUGAAAUAUUCUUCAUCUGCCAAGGUUUUGAGUGCUGUGAUUGAGGACAUGUGCUGCGCUCGCUGGAAUACCACUUGUCACAUGACCAUGUAUCAUCAUGUCAAGGAGGUCGUCCUGUUUGCUCAGAAGGUCAAAGGGCUUCGACCUAAGAAGGACAGAUUAAUCUUAAGUCCAGAUGCUCCUGUUAUGACAUCAUCAACGGACUCCGACCUGGUGCUCAAAGUAUGCCUGAAUGUCAAAUUGGUGCAAUUCUUCUAUCAUGUCAACCCCACACAAAUGAAUGUGAUAUCUGUGAAGGAGGUUUAUGCUGUGAAGCAGGGAUCAGGGUUACUCAAAGUAACAUCUCCAGAGGUCAUCAUUGGAUUCGAUGGACAUCCGAUAUUCAUUAUCAAGUCGGUGUGUAUUGAGAAACUGGUAGACAAUGGACAGCUGCUUGAAGACAGAAGGAGCUUUGAUACGCUGACUUCCAUCACUAACAGAGCAUGGGGCCUCUAUGGCAGGUCAGUCAAUGUGGAGUUUCCGUACAACUAUGAUUUUGCUUCCAAUUAUGAUGAGAUAAUCAAUUUGAUUAAAUGGCUAAAGCAGUUACACAUGCCUAAGAAGGAUCGAUCCAUUGAUGAGCCUUUAUAUGCAGACAUACUACUCAGAAUCCAGACUUUGGUCGUCAAGCUGCAUGACGAUCCAUUUGAAGUAAAACUAGGAGACAACUAUCAGUUGAUGAAGGAUGAGAGACUUGAGAGUGAGCGACGGAGAGAGAUUCUUGACAACAAAGUAGCGGAGUUACGUCAGACCCAUGGAGAGUUGCUGUCAGGUAGACAAACCAAGCGUGUAGAAGAGCUCUACAUUGCUUUAGAGAGGAAGAACAUGGACAUCUACAUCAAGCGUUCCCAGCGACUCUAUUCCAACUCACCUGGCCCACAGCCCCUAAUGACCCUGACAGUCACUGGGGCUGAGAUCAGUGCACUGGCAGACCCCUCUAUGAAUGGAACUAAGAACAUUGUUAAACUCAUGAGAGACAUUGACACAGCAAGCCCCUAUCCAAGCGAAGGACUUGACUUCACAACACUUUUCUGUCGUCUUGUACGCGGUCACGCCAAGUCUCUUGAUUUACAGCUACGUGGCUAUCCACAGAGUAUCUGGAGGAUUGAUGAUUGGCACUUCUGGGGAAGGGUGAUUGGGGCUGAGCAAGCUGGGUCACCCAGAGCCAAGCGAGAGAGUACUGUCCAGGUAGGGGCACCAUGGGGUGACGCUAAGGUAACCCGAAGUAUGCCACCUUUGAAGUUCAUCCAUGACUUGGCAACAGAUAUAACUGAAAUGCAUAUUGCAUGGGGUCCAUGCAUCGAGCCAGCCUGGGCUCAGGUAGGUCUAGCCCUGGACAUGCUCAAUAAGGCUACAGUGGAUCCCAGUAACCCAAUGCCAUUCUGGGAUAAGACUAGGCUCUUGCUCCAUGGGCGACUCAUUGCAUGCAUGCAGAAGUGUAACCUACUCUGGUUGUCUACGAGAGACCCAUACGUUUCCACUGAGCAGCUGGAUACAGAAUGGCAGAACAUUUACAUGGAUUGGACAAAUGCACAUUUCCUGAUCAAAGGAGACCUAGAUGUGUAUGUUAGAACUGCUUCCAAAUACGAUGACGUCAGAUUGAUGCAUCUGCCAAACUUCAGACUUGAGAUCGGCCUAGAGUGGUUGUGUUUUGGCGAUUCUAACGAUCAUCAUUCAGUCUUGCCGUGUGCACCGGAUAAAGUGCCAGAUCACUCCAGGAAUGAGAAGCAUGACUCCUUUGCAGCUUUUCGAUCGCAGAAUGUAAAUAUGAGCAUUUCACUGGACAUCAAGGGACAUGAAAUGGAUGUAGAGGAGCCUGACGUUGCAGCGUGUUUAUUUUACAGUACAACAAUGAGAUGGCUUCAGAUGUUCCAGGCCGUCAGUAUAGUAGGAGCAACAAGACCCACGAGACGUGGGAAGCUCUUUGAUAACAUCAGGCCAAGGAAGCCAACCUUAGGAAGGCACUACAAGUGUGUGGAAUUAAAGACUUCCUCCCCUACGGUGAUGCUGAACUACUGGGCGUCAUUUGCUAAACAGCGAGGCAUAGAGAUUUGUAUGGGGCAGUACAGCCUGGAGCUCAAAUACACCUUGCAGCUCAGUGAUCUAAUGGACGGACUCGUACAUAGACCCAAUGCUGAUUGGUCAGUUGCUGAGAUGCAAGCUGAGUUUGGUGAAAGCCACGCCUACCUCUACACUUCCCAGACAGAUGAACAGGCAAGAGUUCCUUUGAUGUUAAAUUCCUCCAUGGCUGAGAAGCACCAUGUGGCUAGUGUAUCAAGAGUUGGGUACUGCAGACAGCAGAGCCGCUCAAUGAACCUGGAUGAUCUGAAUUAUUCACCAUCUGAUGAUGAAGAUGACGUCAUUGAAGAGGAGAGAGAUAACACUGCCAAUGAGGAGAGGGAUUACAUUCACAAGUUGGUGGUAUACGAGUUAAGAGUAUCAUGGACACGAUUCAAUCGGGACUCGGUGUUUGGAUUGUACGAUACUUACAGCAAGUCACAGAUGCUGAAGAAUAAUUUGUCUACUGAAGCACUAAAAGGAGUGAAAGUAGAGAGUGCUGCACAAACUAGAUUGCAGCAGAAUGUAACACCUGGUAACACACCUCUAGCAGCCACUAAUACCCCAAGUCCCAUGAGUAGACUCCAGACUGGGCAUGGUGCUACGAUGCUUCAUCAGUUACUGUCAGAAGCUGACACCAAAUUCAUGGUGUUCUCGGAAGAGACAUCAGGGAGUAGUGACAAACCACAUGGAGUUAAAGCUUGUUCGACCAAAGAUGUCACCAUGAAGAACUGGCUCAUUGAACUUGAGAACAGCCAAGUAAUGCUAAAGGGCUGUGGAGCUUCUGGUUAUGUCAUCGUCUGUGCGUCUAGCGCCAAGGUCAUGCAAUGUUCACAUCUACCUGUAUGGAGGGAAGGUCACCUGACUAAUAAAACCAGCUGGGUGGGAAAGCUUGACGGCCUUCAGUACUUUGCCACUGUCGAGACUCUCUCCUCCAACACCAAAGAUUCCGUCCAAUGGCUACCCAUCUCCAUCAUCGAACCCAGCCCACAGAAGGUGACCGAUGCUCCAGACAUGGUGGGUAGUGGAGAGUCUGUGGGUGGGGUAGUCACUGACACCGUAGGAGCAUCCUCAGAGGACAUGGCUAAGGAGUCGGUUCAGCUGCAGAGGAUAGCCUCAAGAUGUAACUGUCAGUUCUAUUAUGCUAGUUAUGGAGGUGAGGUGAAUCAAAGUGUAGCUGCUGAGAUGCUGCAGUCGGCAAGUGACCAGGAUGAGGAUUCUGACAGUGUAUUAAGAAAAGAGGAGGGAGUGGACUCUAUGGCUCUAAUGUACCAUAACCUGGAGCUAUGUACAAACUCUGCACAGUAUGCAAUGAUCAUGGAUAUCAUAAAUAAUCUAUUGCUGUAUGUGGAACCCAAAGUCAAGGAAGCCAUGGCGAGGAUGCAGCAUAUGAGAUUUGCAUUGGAGCUAUCCAGCAUCGAUGACCAGAAAGAACCCAUCAUGCAGUUACAGAAUUCACUCAGGAAUCUUGUGCUGCAGUUACGACAAUUAGAGAGAGAUCUGUACAUGGCUGAUAGGGCACUUCAGGAAACCCCUCUAGAGCUGAGUUUGUCCGCACACAUCACAGAUAUAGAGUUGCAGGUGAACGAAUGCAAGGAGUCAUUAGUGAAUGCCAGCGAAGAUCUAAGAAUUAUGAUCAGCUGCUUUAAGGAAAUUCAGUUGCAGAGAGCUGUGAAGAGAAAACUACAAACAUCACAAGGCCCUAGAGUGUCGCGCCGUGUUGAGGUAUGUUUCGGUUCAGCAAAGUGGAGAUUAACAGAGGAGGACGGCCAACUUGGCAUUGCUGAUGUGGAAAUCAGACAUUUCAAGUACACCCGUACAACCAAGAAUGAUGAGACCAGCGAGCACCUGGCUGAGCUGGGUUGGGUCACAAUAAAGAACCUCCUGGCCAAUGAUGUCUACAAAGAUGUCUUAAGGCCCCAAGAUUCACGAGGCAAGACCAGACAGGUUGCUCUGCGAGUUAUUGCGAGGGGAAAACCACCAGUGGGUGGCAUCUCAGUGCAAGAGAACUUUGAGUUGAGUGUAGUUCCUCUUAGCAUCCAGCUCACUCAUAAAUUCUUCAAGAAGAUGAUGGGAUUCUUCUUCCCUGGACGCUACGUGGAUCAGGAUCCCCCUGAGGAACAAAGUAAAGGUGGUGAUGAUGACCUGGAGAGCAUGGGGUCUUUUUCAAGGACGGGUAGCAUCAGAUCAACGAGCAGUGAGGAAUCUAUUGGCUCAACACGAGAUUCCAUGAAAGGCAAGAAAAAGGGUACCAUGCAACGACAACGAGAGGCCAACAUCAUUGACAAGAUGAAGGAAAGAGCAAGGAAUAACAUGUUCUAUAUGAUCAAAAUUCCGUCAGUUCCACUAAAUGUCAGUUACAAGGGAGAAAAGGAGAAGAACAUUGAGGAUGUACAAAACUUCCAUCUUGUCUUACCAUCUCUGGAGUAUCAUAACUGUACAUGGACUUGGCUGGAUCUUCUCAUGGCGCUGAAGAAGGAGUAUAAACAGGCUCUCGUGUCUCAGGCAAUUAAGGAAAAGCUGAGGUUCAAGAUAAGAAGUAAGGAGGAAGGAGCCUCAAGCACAGAUAAAAGGGAGGAUGCAGACAAAGUCAAGCUUCUUAUGGGAGCAAAGGUCACCAAUAUUGCUUCCGAAGAAAAGUCAAAGAGGGCGCUGUUUGGCAAAGGACAGAACAACCAUUGAUCUAGCCUGAACAUCUGACGUCACACUUCGAGGCUUGUGAAUAAGACCAGAUACCGGCCUCCAGCCGGUGUGUACAUUCACCUUUAACCUACAUUCAUUUCACAUAGAGAGACAUGUAGCAAUAAAAUGCUAUGGCAGACAUUAUAGGGAUGUACUGUGUAGGCAUCUUUGGAAAGCUCAUGUCAUUUGAAAGAAUACUUGAACCCAUUUACCUUUUGGCCUUUAAUGCUACUCUACAAGUGUGCUCAACUAUUUUAAAGGGCUUUAAAAACCUAAGAUUUGUUUUUUUUUUGUAUCUUCGAAGCAUUGCGAGUUCUGCACUAAUGACCUUAUAGUCCUAAGCUGAGGAUAUAUUGAUCCUCAAUCUAUCCUAAUUUGUUGUUUGAAAGAAUACUUGAACCCAUUACCUUUUGGCCUUUAAUGCUAAAGGUUUUCUGUUUUCUGUUUGGCUUGAAUAACAGGCAUGCAACUUCACAAACUUUCCUUCAUUUCUGUCCUCAAAAAAUAAAAUAAAAACUGUACAAAGUUUUUUAUUCCUGGUAGUUUCUUUUUUUUCCUGCAAAAAUUAAAGCUGCAAGUCUGGUCUUAUAUUCAGCUAGAAGUUGUUAGUAUCAAGAAACGAUUUGUAUAAAAACCAAAGAUUUUGUGAGAGUUUUUUUGUAUUUCCAAAGCAUUGCGAGUCUUGCACUAAGGACCUUAUAGUUCUUAUCUGAGGAUAUAUCGAUGCUCAAUCUAUCCUGUGUUGUUGUUUGAAAGAAUACUUGAACCCAUUACCUUUUGGCCUUUAAUGCUAAAGGUUUUCUGUUUUCUGUUUGGCUUGUCCUGUUUGGCUUGUUCUUGCGAGUCCUGCACUAAUGACCUUGUAGUUCUGAGCAGUGGAUAUAAAGAUGUUUAUUCAAUCCUAUUUUGUUGUUUGAAAGAAUACUUGAACCCAUUUACCUUUUGGCCUCCACUCUCCUUCAGUUCAGUCAUCCAAAAUAAAACUGUUUGCUGUUAAAUUUUUACCUCUAUGACAGCAUUAACACUUGCAAUAUUUUAAAAGUCUUGACACUGUGGGUUCAACCCUUAUUCUGUGACAAGAAAUCAUGUAUUUUAAAGUUUUAACUUCAGAUAUUAUUGCAAUUAUCAAAUGUAGCUUAAACAUAUUAUAAGUUUAACAAAUAUCCCACCUUUAAAGGGGAAAACGUGGAGAUUAUGAAAAAUAAUUGCCAAUAUCAAAUACAACACUAUUUUUGUCUUCUUUUUUCUAAAUAGCAUAUUAAAAAGCAUUUAAUUUCAGUUGUUGAAAUAUCUGUAUAAAUUGCAAAUAAUUGUAUAAAUAAAUUAUUGAUUUCAUUUGUAAAAUUCUCUUUAAGACAUAAAGUGAUCAUGUUUUGAUUACCACAUUUUUCUUUUUAUAAGUUAUAUAUAUUGUUGAUGGCAAUUGAAAACGGAAAUUAGAAAAUCAUAAUUUAUCAAAUAAUUAAUAAUUAUGCACAAAGAUACUACUUCAUUAUUAUUAAUUUUCUUAAAUUGUGUAACUUUCCAUUUCUGCAAAGUUUCAGGCAAGUGCAUACCUCAAACCAAUGAAUUCACCCUGUCAAGUCUGAUGCCACUUAAAGGCACUGGACACUUUGGGUAAUUACUCAAAAUAAUUGUUAGCAUAAAAACUUACUUGGUAUUUAGCAAUGGAGAGCUGUUUAUAGCAGACUGGUUGAUAGUAUAGAACAUACCCCCCUCUGAGAAAUUACCCCUCAGAAGUUAAAUAGUUUUUGAGAAAAAGGGAAUUUCUCACUCAGAUAUUGAACAAUUUCACUUGAAGCCUUUUUUAUGCUUCUGAAAGCCCAAAAAGUAAUGCAAAUUCGAUGACCAGUUGAGCUCACUUUUUUCACAGGUUUGUUGUUGUAUGCAUUUGUUGGGAUACACCAAGUGAGAAGACUGGUUUUUGACAAUUACCAAAUUAAUGUGUUCAGUGCAUUUAACAUCAAUUUACCCAAUCACCUUAAGAUGAAUGUGAGUGUUCUCUAAAAAAUGAGUGUAAUGCUUCUUCCUGCUUGCCCACAGCGUUUGUUGCCAUAAAAUGUCUUUUGAAAUAGUUUAUAGUUUUAUAGUUUAUUGAUAUUAUACAGUAGUUAAUCUUUGACAGAUCAUCAAUUAAUUCAAAGAAACAACAUGAACAAAAUGUGAUAUCCUGGGUGAAGUCGGUGUUAACUAGGUUUAAUUAAGGUUAAAUUACAAAUUAAACGUUUUUUAACUUGUUUGGGUUGAUCAAAAUUGACUUGAGCAGGAUUGAACUAAAUUAACUAGAGCAUGGUUUGAACCAACGACUUCCGGGUUAACGUGCCGACGCUCCACAAUUUUUUUUUAUUUUUUAUAUUUGUUUUUUAUAAAACCUUUUGUAAUAGAUUAAACUUCUUUUGUAGGCCGAAAGUCAUCAUCGUUAACUGUCUGGGGUGGAUUUCACAAAGAGUUAAGACUAGUCUUAUAUCGACUUAGGACGAGUUACUCGUCCUAACUUAGGACU
Asterias rubens (European starfish) is the source of this 9374-nucleotide messenger RNA. Its product is annotated as protein KIAA0100-like. The transcript has 63 exons. Lineage: Eukaryota; Metazoa; Echinodermata; Asteroidea; Forcipulatida; Asteriidae. The coding region runs from base 71 to 6871 and encodes 2266 amino acids. The record is from RefSeq and is a predicted model, not a curated record.